This is a messenger RNA of Cricetulus griseus (Chinese hamster), 917 nucleotides long. The record is from RefSeq and is a predicted model, not a curated record. NCBI's taxonomy places the organism in Eukaryota, Metazoa, Chordata, Mammalia, Rodentia, Cricetidae.
CAUACAUGCAAAUCUCUUCUUUCCCCUCAUCGUGAGGAGAAGCGCCCGAGCAAGCCGAGAUGCAGAGUACUUCCAACCAUCUGUGGCUCUUGUCUGAUAUCUUAGGCCAGGGGGCCACUGCAAAUGUCUUUCGAGGAAGACAUAAGAAAACUGGUGAUUUAUAUGCUGUCAAAGUAUUUAAUAACAUAAGCUUCCUUCGCCCAGUGGAUGUUCAAAUGAGAGAGUUUGAAGUGUUAAAAAAACUCAAUCACAAAAAUAUUGUCAAAUUAUUUGCUAUUGAAGAGGAGACAACAACAAGGCAUAAAGUACUUAUUAUGGAAUUUUGUCCCUGUGGGAGUUUAUACACUGUUUUAGAGGAGCCAUCCAAUGCCUAUGGACUACCGGAAUCAGAAUUUUUAAUCGUUUUACGAGAUGUGGUGGGUGGGAUGAAUCAUCUCCGAGAGAAUGGCAUAGUGCACCGUGACAUCAAGCCGGGCAACAUCAUGCGCGUCAUAGGGGAAGAUGGGCAGUCCGUGUACAAGCUCACAGACUUCGGUGCCGCCAGAGAGCUGGAGGAUGACGAGCAGUUUGUGUCUCUGUACGGCACAGAAGAGUAUUUGCACCCUGACAUGUAUGAGAGAGCAGUACUAAGAAAAGAUCAUCAGAAGAAAUACGGGGCUACAGUUGACCUUUGGAGUAUUGGAGUGACAUUUUACCAUGCAGCUACUGGAUCCCUGCCAUUUAGACCCUUUGAAGGGCCUCGUAGGAAUAAAGAAGUGAUGUAUAAAAUUAUCACUGGAAAGCCUUCUGGUGCAAUAUCUGGAGUACAGAAAGCAGAAAAUGGACCGAUUGACUGGAGUGGAGAUAUGCCUGUUUCUUGUAGUCUUUCUCGGUAAGUGUAGUAUACCUAAUUCUUAACCUUUGACAUUGUGUUUAAU